Macadamia integrifolia is the source of this 1169-nucleotide messenger RNA. Its product is annotated as cell division cycle-associated 7-like protein. Gene Ontology annotation, cellular component: nucleus. Lineage: Eukaryota; Viridiplantae; Streptophyta; Magnoliopsida; Proteales; Proteaceae. The coding region runs from base 104 to 985 and encodes 293 amino acids. The record is from RefSeq and is a predicted model, not a curated record. Gene Ontology annotation, biological process: regulation of DNA-templated transcription. The transcript is spliced from 8 exons.
GGAAUCCGCGAACUCUCUUCAACUCUGUAUCUUCUUAAGCACUCGCUCAGCAUCGACGUCGAGCCUCUGGCGCUCUGUUGCCUCUGAUUUCGUCAUUCCAACCAUGGGAAGACUUGGAGCAUCGUGUGACUACGAAAGUCUCCGAAAUGUCCGAAUCUCAGAGAACCAGGCUCGAUUGGCAUCUUUAGGACUAGAAAAAACAGUCUCUGAACUUCGAUCCAUCGCUUCCCCUGCAAAACCUGAGAAGACGACUCCUGUUAGAAAAUACUGCAAGAGAAUCUUCGUAUCCACAUCUCUACGGCGUUCUGAUCGAUUAAAGGGAAUAUCUGGAGACAUAUGCAAAUCCAAUUCUUUGCGAUAUUCUGAACGAUUAAGAGAAAAAUCUGGUAUUUCUGUACAAUCUCCAAAGGUAUUUAGUGCUUCAAAGCUGAAUCGACGGAUUCUUAGUUAUGGAGAAGGAGAAGAGGAAGCAAAGAGACCAGCAAAUGCUCCUCUGCUAGAUUUCGACACUACAAAGCUGCGACCCUCUCCAGAAGUUCUAUCUCGGCGUUGCGAUAGCAAGGACAGGGGCAGUGUCUAUGACCCCAUUUUUGGGAUUUGCUGCCAUUUCUGCAGGCAGAAGAAACUAUGUGGAGAAGAAGACUGCAAGCGUUGCGGAGAUCUUGAUAUGGAUGAGCAAUGCUUAGGGAAGACUGAUUGCUCUGCGUGUCAUUCUACUAAUGGUGUUCUUUGUCGAGGUUGUCUGAAGGUUAGGUAUGGUGAAGAAAUGGAGGAGGUGAGAGAGAACAAGGAGUGGAUGUGCCCACAUUGCAUAGAGGAGAAAGGCAUAAACCCAUAUUGGAUAUGCAAUAGUUCAUUGUGUUUGAAGAAGAGAAAGAUGGUACCCACUGGUAUUGCCAUUUUCAGAGCUCGGGAGGCAGGUUACAAAUCAGUAGCACAUUUGCUCAUGGACAAGCUUCAAAAUGCAGCUAAGCGCAGAAAAUGAUGAUAAUUUCGUAUGUAAUGAAUGAGUUACUCUUUGUGAGAGAUUACAGCUGAUUUAGAAAACAAUGUACCAGGAAGGGGAUUGCUUAACUUCACCUGAUGCAUAACUGAUUACAAGAAAUUGUUGUUCAAUUUACUUUCGUACUCUGCAUUUGAACCAUGCUCUUACUUCACAGUUGCAGUUA